This is a messenger RNA of Quercus robur (English oak), 3582 nucleotides long. Its product is annotated as G-type lectin S-receptor-like serine/threonine-protein kinase At5g35370. The coding region runs from base 54 to 2900 and encodes 948 amino acids. Gene Ontology annotation, biological process: protein phosphorylation. NCBI's taxonomy places the organism in Eukaryota, Viridiplantae, Streptophyta, Magnoliopsida, Fagales, Fagaceae. The transcript has 2 exons. The record is from RefSeq and is a predicted model, not a curated record. Gene Ontology annotation, molecular function: protein serine/threonine kinase activity; ATP binding.
GAAAAAACCACAGUUGUGAACCUGUGUCGGUAUCCAAGACUUUCGUUCAGUCAAUGCAUUUAUCACACCAACACAAAAAAGUAAGUCUGUACGUGACAAUAUGUCAUAACUAUCCAAAUGAAGGAGCCGAAGACCAAAAACACGCACCUCUUCUAGCUCCACCACAAUCAUCAUCAUCAUCAUCAUCAUCAUUCUGCUUCAAACCAACCCCAAUUUUUUUCUACACUUUUUGCUCUGCAUGCAUGGGUUGCUUCUCAUUCUCAUUCUUCUUCUUUAUGUGCUGCGUUUUCCUUCCAAGUUUUACUUUCCCAGCCCCCAUUUCCACCCACUCAAUCGGCCCCGAUUUCACAGCCUCCAACUUCCAAUUCCUCGACACCAGUGGCGCUUUCUUACGCUCUCAAAAUGGUACUUUCAAAGCCACAAUUGAUGCCAGACCAUCCUCCUCAAAAUUUUACUUCUCUAUCGUCCACAGUGCCACCAAUAUCAUAAUCUGGUCAGCCAACCGCGACAGACCCAUGUCAAGCUCUGACAAGUUGUCACUAACUGUCAACGGCCUCACAGUCACAAACCAAAAUGGCCAAACACUCUGGUCAACCCCGCUAUUCAAUUCUGAUAUUUCUGCUAUGCAGCUUUCAGAGACAGGAAAUCUCGUUUUAGUUGAUGCAGGAAACAAUACGUUGUGGGAGAGUUUCGAUCAUCCGACGGACACUAUUGUCAUGGGACAGAGAAUUCCUAUUGGAAAAUCAUUGCAAAGCGCUGUGACAUACGAGGACAUGUCGGUGGGUGAUUAUCGACUUGAAGUUACUGACACGGAUGUGGUGCUGCAAUGGAAUAAGAUGAAUUAUUGGAAAUUGUCCAUGGAUCUAAAGGAAUUGUCCAUGGAUCUAAAGGCUGUCAGGAACUCUAACAAGGCCGUAUCGUUGAUGGUGAUGAAUGGUACAGGUUUGUAUUUGCUAGCAAGUGAUAAUUCCACGGUUGUUCUAGUAGCUUUGAAUGGUUCAUCAAGUUUUAGGAGUGGUAAGUUGGGUCCCGAUGGCAGAUUUAGCAUCGUCAGACCUCGGAGCGAUAAAUGGGAGUUAGAAUUUGCAGGACCAUUUGAGGAUUGUGAUCUUCCUCUCUAUUGCAAAGAAAUUGGAUUGUGCAGAAGAAAGCCUCUGGGUGGAAUUUGUUCUUGUUUACCAAAAUUCAGUUAUCAAAACAAUGGUGAUUGCAUGCCAGUGAACCGUUCCCUUUCUCUGCCUUCAGCUUGUACUGCAGCUAGAAAUGGCAGUCAAUUGAAUUCCUCUAUUUCCUAUCUAAAAGUCGGCCCUGGUAUGGACUAUUUUGCCAAUAAUUUCAGGGAGCCCGUGAAAAAUAAUGUAACGUUGUCGGUUUGCCAAGAUUUAUGCUCUCAAAGUUGUUCUUGUUUGGGCUUUUUCCAUGAAAAUUCUUCUGGUUCUUGUUAUCUUCUUGAAAACCAUUUAGGUUCUUUCAUUUUGACAGACCACCAUAAGGACCGUUUGGGUUAUAUUAAAGUUUUGGUUGGUUCUUCUCAUGGAAACUCAAUUGGGUCUAACAUAAAUCAGAAACAAAACUUAUCAGUCGCUGGUUUCGUACUAUUACCUUUAACAGUAUUCUUAAUACUAAUAGUGUUUAUAAUCAUUGCAAUCCUUUGGUUGAGGAAAAAGCAGCUUUCUAAAACCAAAACUGUAAAACUAGACCGGAGUAACUCGUCAUCGUCUGCAGAGCUAGAGAUGAUCUCUAUCCCAGGCUUACUGAGAAGGUUUGAUUAUGAAGAGCUUGCAGCUGCUACUGAGAACUUCAAGACUCAGAUUGGUAGUGGUGGAUUUGGUACUAUAUACAGAGGUACUCUGUCAGACAAAACUGUUGUGGCGGUCAAGAAGAUUACUAGUUUGGGAAUCCAAGGGAAAAAAGAAUUCUGUACUGAGAUUUCAAUAAUUGGGAACAUCCACCAUGUCAAUUUGGUUAGAUUGAAAGGUUUUUGUGCACAAGGGAGGCAGCGCUUUCUUGUUCUCGAGUAUAUGAACAGAGGUUCAUUGGGCAGUACACUCUUCGGUAAUGGUCCUGUUCUAGAAUGGCAAGAGAGAUUGAAAAUAGCCAUUGGAACAGCAAGGGGGCUUGCUUACUUGCAUACUGGAUGUGAGCACAGAAUCAUCCACUGCGAUGUGAAGCCAGAAAACAUUCUCUUGAACGACAAUUUACAAGUGAAAAUCUCAGAUUUUGGGCUGUCGAAGCUGCUAAAUCCUGAACAAUCUUUUCUAUUUACAACAAUGAGAGGAACUCGAGGCUAUCUUGCACCUGAGUGGAUAAUGAGUUCCACAAUUUCCGACAAGGUUGAUGUAUAUAGUUAUGGAUUGGUUUUACUAGAGAUUGUGAGGGGAAGAAAAAAUUGCUCAAUACAAACAUGGAGCCAUUGCACAAAAACUAGUAGCAGUGAAGGAAAUGCCCUAUCCUCAUCCCCUUCUGUUUCGGAACACAGACUAAUAUAUUUCCCUCUAUUUGCGCUAGAAAUGCAUGAGCAGAGAAGGUACUUGGAACUGGCAGACCCGAGGUUAGAGGGACGUGUGACAAGCGAAGAGGUUGAGAAGCUAGUGCGGAUUGCCUUGUGUUGUGUGCAUGAAGAUCCAGCGCUGAGGCCUUCUAUGGCUCACGUUAUUGGCAUGUUGGAAGGUGGGUUGUCUUUGGGUGAGCCGAGGUCCGAGUCACUAAAUUUUUUGCGGUUUUAUGGCCAGAGAUUUACCGAGAUGUCAAGAAUGGAAGGGUCCAAUGAGCUGGAUGACUUGGGGUUGUAUCCAGAUAUGAAUGCUACUUCUAAUAGUGCUGCAGGUGUUUCAUAUAACCCAAUGUCUUACAUCUCUUCACAACAGCUUUCUGGCCCCAGGAUUAUUGGAGAAACUUAAGCAAUUAUUUAUCAAUAUGAAAGGAAUUUCUUAGCCUACCUCAUCUUCCAACUCAUAGACGGUGUUACGAAAGAUCCAAUUUGCUUCAUCAAUAUUCGAUAAUUGGUUCAAUAAGGUGCUAAAUAAAGCUCGGUAUGUGCCAGCAUCAGCCAUGAAAGAAGGUAGAUCAUUGGCUCCUAGUAAUGGCAUCGAGGGCAGUGAUACUGUAGGCUCUUCUAAGGGCAACUUUAGUGUUCCUUUAUAGCCAUGAUAAUAGAUUGCAUUAACAGCACCAGACUGAGUGAAAAAUGGAGCACCAUCUAAGCCUAGUUCCCGAGCUAUGUUUAGAGCCCAUGGCAUGACUGCGUCAUACACAACAAAUUUUGGAGGGUGUUUGGUACUUUUUUGGGUUUCAAUCAGCUUUGUCAAGCUUUGAGAGACUGUCACUCUGAAGUUUUCAUAGUAUUCAUCACUGUCACUGGUGUCAAAAGUUUUAUUUUCUGUAGAGCCAUCAGAGAUGAUUUCUACGUUGAUAGUGUGGCUGGCUAUGGCUUUCACUGACUCACUAAUAGUGGUGGUAGCUACUAAUGUAACUCUAGGACCCUUUGAGGCUAGGCGCUUUGAGAAUUGGAGCAUUGGGUUUAUGUGACCUUGUAUAGGGUAUGGAAGUACUAGGAUAUGAGGUUGAGUUUGAGUUUGACUC